UGAAGCGAUAAUUGAAGCAAAGCCCAAAGCUAAACUGGGCUCGAGUUUAGCUGCCCUGAUCUUAAAUCAGAGCUGACUCACGAUAACCUUUUGAUUUAAUGAAAGAGAUGACUGUUUUAAUGCAUGACUUAUUAAGUGGAGCUACUGGGUGUACUUAUCGUGAAUCUAGGACAUAUCCACAUUUAUAGUGACCCAAUGUUAAAGGUGCUUCAUAUAACCAUUUUUACAUUACAAUUUGACAUUCGGCCAAUAUAUUGUUAUAUUUUCUUAAUAUUGGAACACUAAAAUAAGCUUAACACACUCAUGUGUAGCUUUUUUAAAAAUAAAAAUAUAUGUUGAACUUCCCAGUUAUCAGGACAAAUAAUUCUGCAGCAUUUUAUUCCAUUCAAUUUUCCAGGUAAGUAACUCUAGUGUUCAGAAUUACUAUUGCUGCUAGAAUAUCUAAAUUAAUGAGCACAAUCAUUUAAUCAUGUAAUAUUAGAGGUGAGUUUUCUCACUGUCUUGUUUAAAUUUCUUUAAAAAAAAAAUUAUUUAUAUUCAUAUCAGGUCUUUGGGAUUACAACAAAAAACAGUAUACUGUGAAUAGUCUAUAGGAAAUUAGCUCAAAUUAUAUAGUUUUAGAAAACAACUAGUCAAACAAACUACAUAUCACAAUUAUACAUAUGUAUAUUCCCGCUAUCAUUAAUGGUGGUCAGAUCUGAUCAAUGACUUGUCAUCCACGCUCAUUGUGACCUAUAAAGAGGUUCCAGCCAUAGAUAUGCCUUUACCUCCACCCCUGAGACCGUGGGUGGUGGUGGUAGUGGUGGUGUUGGUGGUCACAGUGGUGGUCAAACCCUCUGGAGCCUUGCAGAGGUGCAUCUUUGAUGAGGUUCAGGCUCAGGUCAGGGUGGUCAGAGCUGCCCCAAACCACACAGACAACCUGACCAACGAACCUGGACUCAGACUCUCGGCUGGGGAAGAGCACCCGCUCACUGCUGGGCAGCGAACCACUAACCAAGGAGGGAGGACAGGUGUCUCAGUUAAACAUAGGGGUACCCGCAGAGAGAUGACCUCAUCCCCCGCUGCCUCGCCACAGCCAAUCAGGAUCCACACCUGGAUCCCAAGAGAGAGCGACAACAUAUCGGACGCUGAGAGAAGUCGACUGACUUCAGCUGUGGAGGAGGCUGUGAAGAAGGUUUCCUCUUUACUGUCGGUGAACAGGAUUCUGGGUCCUUUGCUGCUCAGCAGAGACGUCAACAAAUACUGCAAGUUUGUCUGGAGCAAUUCAAGAAAUGCCAACUACAACAGGUGUGGCCGAGCCAACAUCAACUACAGGAACGAGACGUGUCUGGAUGUGAUAAUUCCAGAUGAUCACCUGACUGGCUGUGAUAUUUACCCAGAGCCGGAUUCACCUGGCAGGACUGUUCUCAGAGCUGAAGGAGCUGGAAUCCCUGACACCGACUUUCUGCUCUAUCUCCACAUUCGCUCCACUGACAAGUGUAGAGCACAGCCACAUGUGUUGGCCUAUGCUGUCCACUGCCAGACUGACACCCAUGGGCGACCAGUGGCAGGGUUGGUGGUCAUCUGCAGGCACAAACUGAGAGAAGCUGCAUACAACCACCAGACUACAGUCCAGACUGUGAUUCAUGAGCUUUUCCAUGCACUUGGAUUCUCUAAAGAUCUCUUCCACACAUGGAGAGACUGUUCAUCCACUACCCAAGGGGGAGCUGGAUGUUCACCUCUGGGGAAACUGGUUCACUCUGAUGGAUCAGGCCAGAUGAGGAUUUACAGCCAGUCUGUCAUCUCUGCCCUGCAGGAACACCUGGCAUCAGCUGACCCUGAGCUCGGAGGACUGUUGGAGAACCUGCAUGUGGCAGCAGGCCGAGUGUCCUCUCACUGGGAGUCCCGGGUGCUGCGUGGGUCCAUUAUGACUGCAGUGCUGGAGGACUCGACCACAGUCCGGAUCGACCUGGUCACUUUAGCUGCAUUACAGGACACAGGCUGGUACACUGUGAACCUGAGCCAGGCACAGAGUCUGGUCUGGGGCCAAGGUGAAGGAGCCACAUUUGGCUCCCUGUCAACCUGCAAAGGCAACUCCUCAUCCUUUUUCUGCACUGGCAGUGGACUUGGGUGUCAUUUUCUUCACCUCCAUAAGGGGGAGUGUCAGACUGAUCCAUACCUGGAGGGAUGUAGAGUUUUUAAGCCUCUGAAGAAUGCAAGUGAAUGUUGGAAGUGGGAAAACACUCGACAGUCAACUGCGGAGGAGAGGAGUGGAGAGAUUUGGGGCUUUGACAGCCGUUGCUUCUUCUCCAACCUGACCAGACAGAGACAGCUGCCAGUGUUAAGCAGCUCCCUGGAGGGCCGCUGUUACAGACACAGGUGUACUGCACCAAACAGGUAUCGAAUCCAAGUUUCUGGCUCUGACUGGAUGGACUGUCCAGCAGGGGGCACAAUUCAGAUAAAAGGGUUCCAGGGUUUAGUUUCCUGUCCACAGAGGAGGUUAUGUCUGUACCCUGACAUUACUCCUCCCCCAGGUGAUGUUAAUCCUGCUUCUCACACCAGCGACCCUUAUGAGAUGUUCGCCUCUGUGCCAGUGCUGGCCUUCGCUGCUGCUGCUGCUGCUGCUGCUGCUGUGUGUCUCCUGGCUGUGUCCUACAGGAAAUGUCGCUCAUGCAGGGACAGGAUCCACACUGUCCCAGAAGAUCACAGUCACCCUUAG
Molecule: messenger RNA, 2698 nt
Organism: Solea solea (common sole)
Lineage: Eukaryota; Metazoa; Chordata; Actinopteri; Pleuronectiformes; Soleidae
Product: ciliated left-right organizer metallopeptidase
Exons: 14
Coding region: 758-2698 (646 amino acids)
Biological process (GO): cell adhesion; proteolysis
Cellular component (GO): cytoplasm; membrane
Molecular function (GO): metalloendopeptidase activity
Source: RefSeq, a predicted model, not a curated record